This is a messenger RNA of Hippocampus zosterae (dwarf seahorse), 4784 nucleotides long. RefSeq lists its product as uncharacterized. Gene Ontology annotation, molecular function: telomeric repeat DNA binding. The transcript has 23 exons. Bases 300 to 4139 code for a protein of 1279 amino acids. Lineage: Eukaryota; Metazoa; Chordata; Actinopteri; Syngnathiformes; Syngnathidae. The record is from RefSeq and is a predicted model, not a curated record. Gene Ontology annotation, cellular component: shelterin complex. Gene Ontology annotation, biological process: regulation of telomere maintenance via telomere lengthening; telomere capping.
CGUCACAAAGCCGCUACAACUGGUUCGUUCCGGUCUUCGUCAGCCAACCAGGAAAGGGGGUUUGCUGUGAUCUGGACUGAGGCGGAUGAGACCAGCGACCAUUGUUCCGUUCUGCCUCUCCCCCCUUUUUUUGCCAGGCUAAAAACACGAGUCGCGAAGCGGCUACCGGCUACCAAACGGAGCUAACGGCACGAACCGGCAGUGUUCGGCGGUUAUUGUCACGCUUUUUGUGCCCCCACUCGACGUCCUCCCAGCCCGAGUGGUGGGGUCCGCUCGGGUUUUUGUCCGUCAGCUGCUAAAUGGAAAUAAAACGAGGAGCUGAAAAUGGCAGCAGUCGAGCUAACGACCUCCCAGUGCAUUACCUCCGCCUCCUGGCCCCGCCCUUGCAGCUACUGUCGGCUGCGAUGUGGCGCGUCGUACAACAGGGACUGGUGGACCACUACGGCAUGCUGGAGGAGUUUGUUACCAUGGUGACGGAGCUGGUCCCCGAGCUCAUGAGCUACAGCCAGAGGGCUCAGCUCACCUUGGGACUCCGGGCCAGGCUGGUUCUGGAGUUGUGUCGAGGUGAGCAGCCGGCGGAUAUGCAGACGAUGCAGCCCCAUCUGGACAGAAUCAAAGCGCCCGUCAGCACAGCCAAGGAUCACCAUAGUACCAUCGACCUGGUGGAGGAGUCCGAGGUGAACUUUGUGGAGCUGGUUCACUCCCUCCUGGAGGACCCAGUGGAGAGGAAGUACUUUUUUGAGGAGAUCUUCCCUGUCUACUUUGGGCCAAAGUAUCACGCAGCGCUGGAGAUGCUGGUGUGGGAGUUUAUAUCCCGGCUGGAGGAGCUGCUCCCGGUCCCGGACUUCACGCAGCUGGCAGCUUUGCUCGGAGACGCUCCGUCCUUCCUCAGCGACUGUUUACAAUCCUUUUUCCCACCAGCGGACAUGAAGGCUCUACUUGAACACCACAGAAACCUUGGGCAUUUUGAGGAGAAAGAUCCGAGGUUAUUGCCGAUGGACGACUGCAUCCUCACCUCCAUGUCCCUUCCUCCGGGGAGCAAAGCCGUCACGGACGCUACCUCCUACCUGCCCGCCCACAGAGACCCGAGGCCCUCGGAGCACCACGCCGGCGGCCCCGAGGCGGCCGCCGGUGACGCCGCGAGCGCCCCGGAGGCGGCGAGCAGGAGGCUUCGGGAAUCCUCCCACGAGGCGAGGAAGCCGAAUUCCUGCGAGGAAACCAUCGACCUGACGACGUCCAACGACCCCGAGCCGGAGGCGCCGGCGGCGAGCGAGCUCAACCUCAGCUUCAGGGGGGGGCGGGCGCUCAGGAAGAGGAGGCUGAGCGGCGGCGUGGACACGCCGGCAAAGCAGAGGAUGGACGCGUCGGCCUUCUUAGAGUCGUCAAUGGAUGAUGAAAAUUCUGGCGAAUCUCCCCUAAUCUCCAUAUGGGGGGAGUAUACAGACGCUCACGAAGGUCCCGCCGCCUCGGCGAGCGACGCCAAGCUUCCCUGGACGGAGGAGGAGACGCUCCACCUACUGGACAUUUGGGGCAACGACUCGAUGCAGCGCGCGCUCAAGGGCUGCCUGAAGAACCGCCACAUUUACGUCCAAAUCGCCCACAAGAUGGCCGAGAGGGGCUUCAAGAGGACGGUGGAGCAGUGCCAGACGCGCAUCAAGCGGCUGAAGAAAGGCUUCCGACAGAAUAAAGGCACCUCCCGAGUGGAACACACCUUUUACGAGCACAUGAAGCGGGUGCUGGGCUCGCCGGCCUCGGCCGCCGCCGCGCCCGACUCGGCGUACGACGUCGACGAGGUGAUCGACGACGAGGAUUCACAAGACGGCGACGAGGACUUGCAGAUUGUGGGGCAGACCAGUCAGGAGAUGGGAACGAGAAACGUGCCAUGGACGGAGGCGGAGACGCUGGCGCUCAUCAACACGUGGGGCCAAGAAAAGACGCAGCAGGAGCUGAGGGGGGCCAACAGAAUCAUGCACAUGUUCCCCAUCAUCUCCACCAAGAUGGCCGCCCAGGGCUUUUCCAGGACCCCCGAGCAGUGCCAGACCAGGCUCAAAAGGCUCAAGUCCAAUUUCAGGCAGUGCUACGAAAACAACAUGAAGGGCCUGGAGCGAGUCCAGUGCAAGUUUUACCACGAGCUGGCGCGUUUUUUACUGAAAGAGCACCGAUCGCCGCCGCCGCCGAACGAGACGUCCGCCGAGACCGACGACAUCGACUCGCCCUCCCGCUCCGUCCCGGAUGUCGUGUCUUUCGUCAGCCUCCAGGACGACAGGAAGAAAGUCCCCUGGGCCGACAAAGAGACCGUCAUCCUUCUGGAGCUCUGGGGAGAGUCCCAAAUCCGUCAAAACGCCAAAGGCUUCCCGCCCAACGUGCACCUUUUCGGCGAAAUAUCGGAGAAACUGUCCGUCCACGGCUUCAGCCGCACCGCCGAGCAGUGCCACACCAGAAUCAAGCGGCUCAAGACGAGCUACUGGCAGUGCCGGGACGGCAUGAGCGCCUCCGGGAGCGACAAGGUCAAUUUCAAAUUUUUCGAUUUGAUGGAGCAAAUCCUGGACAAGCGUCCGUCCACCUCCAGCGCCGCCGCCGUCGCGGACCCCAUCGAAAUAUCGGAGGACUCCGACGGCGACUCUGUGACCGAAACGGACGGAGAAGCGGGACCGUCCGUCGGCUCGUGGCCGGACGACGAGACGUCGGCGCUGAUCGACGUGUGGGGGGAAGAGGAAGUGCAGCGCUCGCUGGUGGGCUUCGUCCCCAACGGCCACGUUUACGCCGAGAUUUCCCGCCGGCUGCGCGACCUGGGCUACGCCAAAACGCCGGAGCAGUGCCACGAGAAAGUCAAGACGCUCAAGAGUAACUUCCUCAAGUGUCACGAAGGGAGGAAAUGCGGGAGGCGAGUGGAUGACAAGUUCUACCACCGGAUGGAGCGAGCGUUCGGCGCCGAGGCGUCCCCGCCGGACGAGUGCGACGAACAAGACGAGCGGGACGGCGCAGCGCCGGACCAGCUGAACGCGCCGUGGGGCGAGCGGGAGACGGAGGCGCUGGUGGAGGCGUGGGCCGCCGACGACGUGCAGCACGGCCUGAAGACGUGCGUCCGCAACGGCCACAUUUUCGCCGACAUCGCCGAGAGGCUGGCCGCCGCCGGCUACGCCCGCAGCGCCGAGCAGUGCCAGGCCAGGAUCAAGCGGCUGAAGAAGACCUACAGGCGCUACUGCAACAGCCGCAGGUACGGUGUGUGGGAAUGCAGCAGCCGCAGAAAUGGCCGAUCCGCAGCCUUCCGCUACUUCAACCUCCUCGCUCCGGUGCUGGGCGACAACUCCCUUUUCACAGACGCCGACACUUCCUCUUCUUCGGCGUCGAUAUCCUUGGCCCCCCUGGACGAAACCUACGCGGACAUCUACGAGCAGCCGUCCACCAGCCACCUGCUGCCCGACCCGAGCAGGAAGACGCCGUGGUCGGACCAGGAGACACACACGCUGCUGGAGAUCUGGGGGGAGGACAACGUGCAGAUGACGCUGAGGGGCUGCCUGAAGAACCGCCACGUCUUUGAAUUCAUCUCGGAGAAGAUGGGCAACCGAGGCUACGCCCGGACUACCGAGCAGUGCUACACCCGCAUCAAGCGCCUGAAAUACGGCUUCCUCCACGAAAAGCAGGACUUCAAGUUCUUCCGAGAGAUGGAGGAGAUCUUCAGUCGGGAUUUAAAGUCCAGCGGCUCGGUCGCGGGCAUCCCGGUGCCGGAUGAGCCCGACAACGGCAUGUUUGAGCCCAUCAGAGAUUUUGUCGUUUCCCCGGGCAGCCAGUGGCUGGCGGACAACUCCAAGCACCCGUGGAGCGACGGCGAGACGGAGGUGCUGCUGAGCAUGUGGGGGAGCGAGGACGUGCAGGAGAACCUGAAGGGCUGCACCAAGAACAAGCACAUCUACAUGCAGAUCUCCGACGCCCUGGCCGACCAAGGCUACCAGCGCACUCCCGAGCAGUGCCAGACCCGAAUCAAGAGGCUCAAGUACAGCUUCCGGCAGUUCCUCGACGGCAGGAGAGGAGACAAGCAGGAGUGCAAGUAUUUCGACCAGCUGGUCAAGGUAUUUGGCGACAAGUACCUCGUGAUCGACCCGCAGCCCGACGAUGCGUCUGACGGCGUAGAGUCGUAAUUAAAAAAGGGCGCAUUGCCGUCGUGCCAAAUUCUGGAGCCACAAGGAGGGAGAAGAAGAAGAAGAAGAAAAAUGAUCACGCGAGACAUUCGCGCUGAAGAAACUGUGACGUCAUCCUCUGCGCCGAUGCCAUAUUCGGGGGCAUCUGGCCCGACGCCCCCAAGCGAAGACGCUCCGAAAGGGACGCGGACAUGCGAGCGCAUCUCCGCAUGAUUGCUGGUCUUCCUCCCGGAACCACUGACGUUUUUUUUCCAAACGUCCACAAUGUUGUUUUUUUUUUUUGUACUUGACAAACACUUCACUUGUCCAAUCUAUUACCUUUCUACUUCAUUUUAUACACUUUUGGUGGAUACAAUUUCAAGUGCUAAAGAGUGAGAUGCAUUCUUCUUUCAUAAUCGCGUCAGACGUCUUAAGCAGAGUUCUAUUUAUUUAAAAACAUGUUGCUGUCUGUGAUCCAAAGUUUUGGAGGUAAUUUAUUUGAUCUUUUUUUUUAUCAAUGGCACUGUGUUUUUCCUGUCCAUGCAUAUAAUCGUUUUUAUCACCGUUUGUCUGAUUCCCUGUGGAUUGCUGUAAGUUGUCAUGUUGGAAUUUCACACUUUGUACAGCGGGAUCAUUCUCAAUAAAGCCUCCGAAAAAGAAAAAAAA